UCCCCGUGGAUUUCAUGUUCUGCAGUGAGGACCAUCUCAAAAUGACGGAAAACAGCGCGUCGCCGGAGGAUCCCUGGCUAAAGCAGACAGAUGGCACCUUCAGCGACAACGGUUUUGAUCACAGUUUCUUUGCCGAAAAUGCUUGCAAAGGAAGUUUGGUGUCAAGAGCCAACAGCAUUGGAUCCACAAGUGCCUCUUCAGUUCCAAACACAGAUGACGAAGACAGUGACAACAGACAUGAGACGCCCUAUAAGGAGUCCUAUAAAGACCGGAGGAGACAGGCACACACACAGGCAGAGCAGAAACGCAGGGACGCCAUCAAGAAAGGCUAUGAUGACCUGCAGUCUAUAGUGCCUACAUGCCAGCAGCAGUCUGACUUUACCAUGGCCACACAGAAGAUCAGCAAAGCUACAGUUCUGCAGAAGACAAUCGACUACAUUCAGUUUCUCCACAAAGAAAAGAAGAAGCAGGAAGAGGAUGUUUCCACACUUAGGAAGGAGGUGAUGGCGCUGAAAAUAAUGAAAACGAACUAUGAGCACAUUGUGAAGGCUCAUCAGAAUAACCCUCAGCAGGGCAGCGAGCAGGUUUCAGAUCAGGUGAAGUUCAGCGUGUUUCAGAGCAUCAUGGACUCUCUGUUCCAGUCCUUCAAUGCUGCAGUGUCAGUCAGCAACUUUCAGGAUCUCUCUGCCUGCGUCUUCAGCUGGAUCGAGGAACACUGCAAGCCACAGACGCUGAGAGAGUAUGUGGUGACUGUGCUGCAGCAGGUGAAUAGUCAGCUGUACUGAAGUUGGCAAUUUGUCUGUCCUUCAGGCUAACCUCUCAUUCAAGAACAGAGUCUCUUUCUCACACACAGACACACACUACUGGACUGGGGUGCACUCAAGAACUCUGAAGAGAUGAAGCAGCGCUUGCUCAAGUAUUGACUGAUUUUGUGAAGUGUUUAUAGCAUUGAUUCCAAUCAAUACGUGUGGAAAUGUAAUAAUUUAAUAAGGAGUAAGAGGUUUUCCUCUAGUAAGAGGGGAAAACAUGUUUGUUAUGUCAUGUUCUGUUUCUUCAUACACCAUUCACCUAUCAUGCAAGUUCUGUUUAAUUGUUCUCAAAACACACCUCACUCCUAAAGUUUAAAAAUAUGUACUUGUUUCAUCUAAAACAAGAACAGUUUCAUCAGUAUUUGGAUUUUCACAAGUCAACCACAAAUAUGAGGAAUACCCAGCUGUCCGAUUACACACCAAGUGCUGAGGUGUGAGAUAUCUCAGUUGCCUUUGAAUGAUUAUGUUUGGCGUGCUGCAUUCAGUUAUCAUCUUUACCUCAUGUUUAAGUCGUUUUCCAAAGCACAACAAGCAACAUUUUCACCAUUGAGAAGAGCUUAGUGCUGGAAAGGGGAGCUGAGAGGUCUAAUUACACUGUGAUGCAUCACUAUCAGUUGGA
This is a messenger RNA of Pimephales promelas (fathead minnow), 1428 nucleotides long. RefSeq names its product MAX dimerization protein MLX (gene mlx). Gene Ontology annotation, cellular component: nucleus. Lineage: Eukaryota; Metazoa; Chordata; Actinopteri; Cypriniformes; Leuciscidae. Gene Ontology annotation, biological process: regulation of transcription by RNA polymerase II. Gene Ontology annotation, molecular function: DNA-binding transcription factor activity, RNA polymerase II-specific; RNA polymerase II cis-regulatory region sequence-specific DNA binding; protein dimerization activity. The record is from RefSeq and is a predicted model, not a curated record.